Molecule: messenger RNA, 1104 nt
Organism: Bacidia gigantensis
Lineage: Eukaryota; Fungi; Ascomycota; Lecanoromycetes; Lecanorales; Ramalinaceae
Exons: 5
Coding region: 1-1104 (367 amino acids)
Molecular function (GO): agmatinase activity; metal ion binding
Source: RefSeq, a predicted model, not a curated record
AUGGACAAGAUACCUGGAGAUGGUGGCACACAGGCCGACUCCGUCUUCUCAGGCAUAUCUACAUUCGGCCGCCUCCCUUACUUUCCCUGCCUCGCCUCCCACGAAGAGAAAUACGAUAUUGCUUUCUUAGGCGCCCCAUUCGACACAGGCACAUCCUACCGCCCCGGCGCUCGCUUCGGUCCCUCAGGAAUCCGUCAAGGCUUACGCAAAGUCCGUUUCAGCGGUGGCUACAACGUCCCCCUCGGCGUGAACGCCUUCAAUAAUUGGGCUAAGAUCCUCGACUGCGGCGACAUACCAGUCACGAGCUACGACAACGCCUACGCUCUCUACCAAAUCGAACACGGCCACAAUAGCCUCCUCACUCGCACUCCAGCCACAGAUGCCACCAAGCCAGGGAUAAGUAAGAAAGGCCGUACGUUGCCAAGAAUAAUCACCCUCGGCGGUGACCACACCAUUACCCUCCCUCUCCUGCGCUCCGUCACCGCUGCUUACGGCCCCAUCUCCGUUAUACACUUCGACUCCCACCUCGACACUUGGCGGCCGAAGGUCUUCGGCGGAGCCCCGACCGAGCAAGCGAGCAUUAAUCACGGCACCUACUUCUAUCAUGCGCACCAGGAGGGGCUGUUGGCGAACGACAGCAACAUUCACGCUGGCAUCCGCACAACACUGAGCGGCAUGUCCGACUAUGAAAAUGACGGCUAUUGCGGCUUUGAGAUUGUGGAGGCACGCGAAAUCGAUACUAUUGGUACGGAGGCGAUCAUUCAGAAGAUCAGGAAGAGGGUCGGGACAGAGAAGCCAGUGUAUUUGAGUAUUGAUAUUGAUACUCUGGAUCCAGCUUUUGCUCCCGCGACUGGCACCCCCGAAACAGGCGGUUGGUCGACCCGCGAGCUGAGGACUAUUCUGAGGGGUAUCGAAGAUGUCAAUAUUGUGGCGGCUGAUAUCGUGGAGGUGGCGCCUGCGUAUGAUACCAAUGCUGAGCUGACGACUAUGGCGGCAGCGGACGUGCUAUUCGAGGUCAUAAGCGCUAUGGUCAAGAGGGGGCCGUUGAGCGUUGGAGAGAAUAAGGCUGGUGGCAAAGAGGGUGGGGCAAAAGCUGAGGUGUGA